This is a messenger RNA of Musa acuminata AAA Group (dessert banana), 561 nucleotides long. Its product is annotated as small ribosomal subunit protein uS10c-like. Gene Ontology annotation, molecular function: RNA binding; structural constituent of ribosome. Gene Ontology annotation, biological process: translation. The record is from RefSeq and is a predicted model, not a curated record. Gene Ontology annotation, cellular component: ribosome; small ribosomal subunit; mitochondrion. Lineage: Eukaryota; Viridiplantae; Streptophyta; Magnoliopsida; Zingiberales; Musaceae. Bases 1 to 561 code for a protein of 186 amino acids. The transcript has 3 exons.
AUGGCCGCCUCUUCCUCGCUGUCCCCGACGGCCGCUUUCCUCCCUCUACCCAGCCGUGCAUCCCACUCUACCAAGCCGAAACCCCUCUUCGUCUCUCUCCACUGUGCACACGCUGCCGUCUCCCUGCGCUUCCUCGCCCCUUCUCCGUUCCGCGUCCCCGUGGCCGCCGCGGAGCCGGAUACAACGGAGGCGGAGGAGAAAUCUGGCGUUGCUGCCCCUUCUUCCCUCGAUAUUGAGGCGGAUGCUGAUAGGAUACCAAAGCAGAAGAUAAGAAUCAAGCUGAGGUCCUACUGGGUGCCACUAAUCGAGGACUCGUGCAAGCAGAUCCUGGAAGCUGCUCGGACGAUGAAUGCGAAGACGAUGGGUCCUGUUCCCCUUCCUACAAAGAGAAGAGUCUAUUGUGUCCUCAAGUCACCGCACGUUCACAAGGACUCUCGCUUCCAUUUUGAGAUCCGGACUCACCAACAACUAAUCGAUAUCUUAUAUCCGACAGCCCAAACGAUCGACUCACUGAUGCAGCUUGAUCUUCCAGCAGGUGUAGAUGUGGAGGUCAAGCUCUGA